GGGCCGGCGGCCCCUUUGUGUUCUCCUGAGGCCGAGGCAGCUGAGCUGCUUCUUUCCCGGCCAGCCGGGGCUGGGUUCCAUCCAACUCUUAGGGCCUGGGGCGAGGCCCGAGUGGAGAGUCCCUAAGCCUUCGAGGCGGGCACAGGACCUUCCCGUAGUCAUCUGAGGACACUGCCAUUUCCCAAGAGAAGAACCAAGAGGAAGACAGAAUGGCUGUUGCACUUCUUAAAGCCAUGUACCAGGAAUUGGUGACCUUCAGAGAUGUGGCUGUAGACUUCUCCCAAGAGGAGUGGGAUUGCCUGGAUUCUUCUCAAAGGCACUUGUACAGUAAUGUGAUGUUGGAGAACUACAGGAUCUUGGUAUCACUGGGACUUUGCUUUUCCAAGCCAAGUGUGAUAUUAUUGUUGGAACAGGGAAAAGAGCCCUGGAUGGUGAAGAGAAAGCUGACAAAAGGCUUGUGCUCAGAUUUUGGAAUCACUGUCAUAAAUUCUGUUGGCUGGGGAUCUAUGUGUGAGACUGAAGAAUUAAUCCCUAAGCAGAGUCUUUACGAAGAACAAUCAUCUCAGAAGAUGAUAGAAAAACUUACAAGCUAUGGCCUUGAGUACUGCAGUUUGACAGAAGAGUGGAAAUGUGAGGGCCAUUUUGAGAGGCAAUUUCAUCAGAAGACACAUUUCAAGGAAGAGACAAUCACCUUUGAAGAAGAAAGAGAACAAGAAUAUAACGAACCUUGGGGAAGUUUCCAUCAGAACGUGCUGCUUCAUACACAACAAAUAAUCCCCAAAGAGGAGAAAGUAUAUAAACAUGACACACAUAAAAAAAGCUAUAAAAAAAGUGUAAUGACCAUUAAGCCCAAGAGUAUCUAUACAGACAAGAAAAUUUUGAAAUGUACUGACUGUGAAAAAGUCUUCAGCCAGAGUUCAUCCCUUACUCUUCAUCAAAGAAUCCAUACUGGAGAAAAACCCUAUAAAUGUGUAGAAUGCGGGAAAGCCUUCAGCCAGAGAUCAAAUCUUGUUCAACAUCAAAGAAUUCAUACUGGGGAGAAACCCUAUGAAUGUAAGGAAUGUAGGAAAGCCUUCAGUCAGAAUGCACAUCUAGUUCAACAUCUGAGAGUUCAUACUGGAGAAAAACCUUAUGAAUGUAAGGUAUGUAGGAAAGCCUUCAGCCAGUUUGCCUACCUUGCUCAACAUCAGAGAGUUCAUACUGGAGAGAAACCCUAUGAAUGUAUUGAAUGUGGGAAAGCAUUUAGCAAUAGAUCAUCCAUUGCUCAACACCAGAGAGUUCAUACUGGAGAGAAGCCUUACGAAUGUAAUGUCUGUGGGAAAGCAUUUAGCCUUCGUGCAUACCUCACUGUACAUCAGAGAAUACAUACUGGAGAGAGACCCUAUGAAUGUAAGGAAUGUGGGAAAUCCUUCAGCCAGAAUUCACACCUUGCUCAACACCAGAGAAUUCAUACUGGAGAAAAACCUUAUAAAUGUCAGGAAUGUAGGAAAGCAUUUAGCCAGAUUGCCUACCUUGCUCAACAUCAAAGAGUUCAUACUGGAGAGAAACCCUAUGAAUGCAUUAAAUGUGGGAAGGCUUUUAGCAAUGACUCAUCCCUUACUCAACAUCAGAGAGUUCAUACAGGAGAGAAACCUUAUGAAUGUAAUGUUUGUGGAAAAGCUUUCAGUUACUGUGGCUCCCUUGCCCAACAUCAGAGAAUACAUACUGGAGAGAGACCCUAUGAGUGUAAGGAAUGCAAGAAAACCUUUAGACAGCAUGCACACCUUGCUCAUCAUCAGAGAAUUCACAUUGGGGAGUCACUCUCACCACCCAACCCAAUCAAUCACCAAGUACUGUAGAUCCUAUCUCCUAGAUAUUCCUGGAAUUAAACUCUUCUCUAUUUUUAAUGUUGUCACCCUAGUUUAGGAUUCAUUUCACCUAGAUUACUGCUGUAGCUUUGUAACAGGCCUUUCUAUAUCCAUUUUUGCUAUCAUUAAAUUCAUUUCCUGUAGUAUACCCAAACUGAUCUUUUUAAAGUAUAAAAAUACACACAUCACUGUCUCUAGUUAUUUGCUUGCUAUUGUUCUUAGACUAACAUCCACAACCUUUAAAAUUGUCUGUGAAGCUCUCCAUUAUAUGAUUUUUACAUACCAUUCAGCCUUAUUUUAUUCCAGUCUUCUCUGGGUGCUAGGUAUUUCUGAGGACCAAGAGCUUAUAUUCUGGAAAAUCAUAACUCUACCACUACUAUGGCAUUGUGUGACUUUGAGCAACUUGAUUAACUUAUCUAAACUUCAGGGUUUUCUUAAGUUCUUGUUAAUAAAGGAUACUGUAUUAUAGAAAUGUAUUAAAUGAAAUAAGGUCUGUCAUGGAUUGAUGCAUAUUGAAUGACAAAUUUGCAUGUAAAGUACCUCACAUAGCACAUCAAACAUAGCAGAUAUUCCAUAAAUAGUGUUAGCUAACAUAUAUUUGAGUGCUGAGCACCAGGCACUGUUCCACAUGCUCAACAUAUAUUAACUCAUUUACUCCUCACAACUAAAGCAAGAUUCCUUAGUGGACAAAGUAGAGCAUCCCUGGAAAGGACCAGAUCAAAACUGGGAAGACCUAAAAAUUUUAGAACAUAAGUGGGAGUCUUUUUACUCUAGAUGAGUAAUUGAUAAUAGAACUAUAAUACUUAUAACGAGUUUUAGGAAGUUUCUAAAGAGAAUGAAGAGGAUAAACCAAUUAAAAUAAAGAAAAUAGGAUUAACUGGGAAGAAUGCAGAACUUACAUUUAGAUCAAGGAAAGAAUAGAAAUGAUCAUAAUUAACUCCAAAAAGAAAACCCCAAGAAACACAGAAGUGCAUAUGGUCCCAUAAAAUGGCACCAGGUCCAGGUAACUGUGUGGAUGAAUCCAAGUAAUUUUGAAAGCAGGCAAAUCAUUUCAUACUAUAGAGAAAAAUGUAAAGUUUCCAAUUUUUUUAUCCAGUUUUUUCAAAUUGAAAUCAAACGGGUAUUGAGCAAGGAAAACUAUGGACAAAUAUACACAUUAAUACAGGCUUUCAUUUCAUUCAGUGAAUAUUGAGUGCCAGACAAUGUUUUAGGCACAAGAAGAUAAAAGUGAGCAGUACUAAGACCAUGUUCUCAUGGAGUUAAACUUUCAGAGGCUGAGACAGUUAAGUUAGUAUACUUAAAUAUAAAACAUUAGAUUUUCUAAACAGAAAAUUGAAUAACAAAUCGAGGAGUAUUAUGUAGCCUAGGCUGAAGAGAUGAAAGAUGAUAAAGUUGGCAAUUCUUCCUACUUCACAAACUCACUGCAGUUCCAACCAGAAUUCCUCAAUGGAUCUUUUUGCCUUUUAAUUUCACAAGUUUAUUCUGAAAUUCAUCUAUGAAGUGUAAGUUCUUAAAAAUAGCAAGAAAAUUAUUGAAUCUAAUCCAUUUGUAGAAACUUUGCAUAUAAUAAUAAUGUUUCAUACCACUAGCAAAGGGAUGGAUUUGGACAUAUUAGAAUAAUAUACAUCAUUAGUAGUAAGGGAAAUGCAAAAUAAGACCACAAUGAACUAAUUCAAAAUCAUCACAUUGGCAAAAGCAUCACAGUGCCAAUUACUGGAAAGAUGUAGAACAAUAGGAACAUUAAUAUAGUGCUAUUGGAAGCAGCUGUAUUAGCAUAAUUUGGCAAUAUAUAGGAAAGUUGGAGAUAUGAAUACUCUGACCCAGCAAUUCCACACCUAAACCUCUAUAGGGUCUGUCCUCAUGUUUCAGGGAGAUGUACAAGAAGGUCCUCUGUGGCAUUGUAAGGAUAAAAAGUUGAAAGCAAUCUAAAUAAUCAUUAGGCUGAAUAUGUUAGAAUGCAAAUUAAAAUGGAUAACUAGAGAUCCUUCUGUCAACAUGCAUAAAUCUCAAAAAUAGAAUUAAUGAAAUUGAACUAAGUAUUUUGUAUGAUAUAGUACCAAUUAUUAAUACAAAGUUUGAAAACAUGCAAAUCAAUUAUAUAUGUUGUUUUCCAUGGCUAAAUACUAUAUAGAAAGAAUGUAAAAACAUUCGUGGAAAUAAUCAUCAAAUUCAGAACAGUGGUGAUCUCCAGGGAGUAAGAAAAAUUAGAUUGGGGGAAGGAUACAAAUGGAAAUAUUUAUUUCCUUUAAAAAGCAAAUACAGCCAAUGCUUAUAAUUUGGUAAAUCUGGUUGUGGGUAUAUGGGUCAGUUCUCUGUAUCUUUUUCUACAUUUAAACUAUUUCAUAAUAAGAAAAUAAAGAACAUUUAAAUGA
Cynocephalus volans (Philippine flying lemur) is the source of this 4219-nucleotide messenger RNA. RefSeq names its product zinc finger protein 570. The coding region runs from base 210 to 1838 and encodes 542 amino acids. The transcript has 6 exons. NCBI's taxonomy places the organism in Eukaryota, Metazoa, Chordata, Mammalia, Dermoptera, Cynocephalidae. Gene Ontology annotation, molecular function: DNA-binding transcription factor activity; RNA polymerase II cis-regulatory region sequence-specific DNA binding. The record is from RefSeq and is a predicted model, not a curated record. Gene Ontology annotation, biological process: regulation of transcription by RNA polymerase II.